This is a messenger RNA of Capsicum annuum, 1270 nucleotides long. RefSeq names its product chlorophyllase-2-like. The record is from RefSeq and is a predicted model, not a curated record. The transcript is spliced from 3 exons. Gene Ontology annotation, molecular function: chlorophyllase activity. The coding region runs from base 33 to 1013 and encodes 326 amino acids. NCBI's taxonomy places the organism in Eukaryota, Viridiplantae, Streptophyta, Magnoliopsida, Solanales, Solanaceae. Gene Ontology annotation, biological process: chlorophyll catabolic process.
ACGACGACGUACUUGGCAUCAGGAGAACGGUGAUGGAAAAGGUGGUGGUAAAGAAGGCGAAGGUAGGUGACGAUGGUAUAGCGUUAGAUUUUGAAGUAGGAGAUGAAGCUGUUGAGAUAAUCAAAGCUAAGAGCUUUUCCCUGCCAUGUCCAUUGUUAGUGUUUUCGCCGACUACAGAAGGUUCCUAUCCCGUUUUACUAUUUUUCCAUGGAUUCUGUCUCCACCCCAACUGCUACAAGUCCCUCCUCCUACAUAUUUCUUCCCAUCAAUAUAUCGUUGUUGCUCCUCAGUUUUCUCCUAUGACAUCCCACAGCGAAGUGAAAAAAGCAAGAAAAAUAGCAAAGUGGUUAUCAACUAACAAUCUCGACUCCAUCCUGCCGCAGAAAGUUCUUCCGGACCUCCUCAAAGUUGGCAUCUCCGGCCACGGGAGAGGCGGUAAAACAGCAUUCGCCUUAGCUUUAGCCUACGGAUCAGGCAGCAAGGACGGAUCCAGCUCUUCAGGUCCGCCUCCAACUAAAGAAAAACAACCCCCUCUCAAAUUCUCAGCACUCCUCGGAAUUGAUCCAGUUGGUGCAAGGUCCUCCGGUUUCUGCUCUCCAAAUAUACUCAAAUUUAUUCCUUACAGUUUCAAUGUUUCAGUCCCCAUAGCCGUAAUUGGUACCGGCUUAUCAAAUCAACGAGCUUAUGGUAUAUGUCCGCCCGGCGCACCAAAUGGGGUUAACCAUUCUGAAUUUUUCAAUGAGAGUAAGCCGCCUUGUUACUAUUUUUUGGCUAAGGAUUAUGGCCAUGCUGAUAUUUUGGAUGAUAUAAAUAGAAUGACAACUUUAAUGGGCAUUAUGAUGAAAAGUGGAAAGGGAUCAAAGGAUACUCUAAGAAGGACUAUAGGAGGGUUAUUUGUGGCGUUUCUCAAGGCUUAUUUGGAAGGUCAAGAAGAUGAUUUAAUUAAUAUUGUUGAAUCCCCUGAUAUUCGUGCUCCGAUUAAACUUGAUCCUGUUAUAUCUAUCGAGGAGUAAUUACAUAUGAUCGAUACUCAUGAAACAAAUAAGAGAUUAUUUCCUCUUAAUACUUUCCGGGGGAGUGUAUUGUAAAAUAUAAUACAUGUAUUAGUUAAUUUGUAUUACUAGUAUCUUGUUUGGUACUCUUUUUAUCUAUGUAUAACUAAUGCAAUCAUUAGUUAUACAUUUUAUUAUGUAUUGAAGUGUGUAUUAGUAAUACACUCUAUUUACUAUGUAUUAGUAAUACAAAGACUUUUAACACAUGCAUUAAUUUA